AUCACCAUCCGUUUUCCAUCUCCUCCAUCGUUUCUCAUCCUCAUCCUCUUCGUCUUCUUCACAAACCCUCACAGCAGACCUAAAACGUUUGAACGAGGACCUUUCUCUGGUUUUUGUUAGCUUUCGCGGAUGGCGUCGAAGAGGAUUUUGAAGGAACUCAAGGAUUUGCAGAAGGACCCUCCUACAUCAUGUAGCGCUGGUCCAGUUGCCGAAGACAUGUUUCAUUGGCAAGCUACCAUCAUGGGUCCUCCAGACAGUCCUUAUGCUGGGGGUGUUUUCCUUGUCACCAUUCAUUUCCCCCCAGAUUAUCCUUUUAAGCCUCCCAAGGUGGCAUUUAGAACAAAGGUGUUCCACCCAAAUAUCAAUAGCAAUGGUAGUAUUUGCCUUGACAUUUUGAAAGAGCAGUGGAGCCCUGCCCUAACUAUUUCCAAGGUCUUACUUUCGAUCUGUUCGCUGUUGACGGACCCAAAUCCUGAUGACCCAUUGGUGCCCGAGAUUGCUCACAUGUACAAGACUGACAGGAACAAAUACGAGACGACUGCAAGGAGCUGGACGCAGAAGUAUGCGAUGGGCUAAGCCGAUGGUGAGUUAAUAAUAUUUUAGGUCGUCUUCCUCAUUUUUAUGCUCACCUGCCUGUGCCUGUUCUAUAUAUGAAUCUCUAUCUCGGUUUGUUGCAACCAUCCUAAGCUUGACUGCUUGAGCAAAGAAAGGUCGUUAACAUUCCCCUUUCAUUUCCAAUUGGAAAAUAUUUUCUUAUUUGGUUGUGUGGAUUAAUAUAAUAUAUAUAAUAUAUAGGACACUGAAAUGUAUCUUCAGUUCAUUUUCUAUUUUCUUUUUUGCUCUUUUUCUUGGCGAAUAAUACAGUAAUAGGCGUUGGCCUGAUCAUGAACCAAA
Momordica charantia (bitter melon) is the source of this 894-nucleotide messenger RNA. Its product is annotated as ubiquitin-conjugating enzyme E2 10. NCBI's taxonomy places the organism in Eukaryota, Viridiplantae, Streptophyta, Magnoliopsida, Cucurbitales, Cucurbitaceae. The record is from RefSeq and is a predicted model, not a curated record.